Closterium sp. NIES-67 is the source of this 3427-nucleotide messenger RNA. The record is from the annotation of a GenBank genome assembly. Lineage: Eukaryota; Viridiplantae; Streptophyta; Zygnematophyceae; Desmidiales; Closteriaceae.
GCCACACAACAACACAUCGCCUUCAACACUGCCUGAGCGCCUACAGAUUACAACAGCUGCUCCCCAAGGACUGUGCUCUCUGCUGUCUGCCCUCGCCCCUUGUUCAAAUCCGAUGCUUGACAGCCCCUACUACUACUACUGUGCAAUCCACUGAACGUAUCACGCCAAACUGAACCUACUUUUCAAUCCACGCGACUGGACUCCGCCAAACUACUUCUUCCGCGCCAGGGAGACUCUGAGAGUCUCUGGCGUCGUCGGCGUCAUAGUCGCGUCGGAUCGCCAUGGAGUGUGGCUCGAUCCUAGGCAGCAUGCCUCCCGCGCUGAUAAUAUCUCCGCCCAUCCCCACGAAGGCCUCUUCGGUCUCCCUCGCGAGGCUUCAUCGCAGCGCCACGCCCGGCGCUCCCAGCGCGAAACGCCAGCGCUGUUCGCCGAGGAGCGGAGGUGGCGUCGGUUCAGGGGAGGCGUUGUCGGCGGAGAAUGCGGCGGAGAUCCCGCCGCCGCGACCGAAAAAGUCCUGCUUUAUUAUGCUCGAGGAGGAUGGGGACGACGAUGAUCAUCAUCAUGAUCAUGAUGCUGCUGCUGCCAGUAUCGCAGCGUGGUGCGACGACGGAAGCUUCCCGGAAGAAGACAUCGACGCGCUUUUUGUGGCUGGCGAAGGAGCAUCGGCGAAGAGUCGGAGCCCUCGCGACAGCGACGAGCAGUCGGAGGAGCUGUCGCAGGGGGUUUGCGAGGCGUCGCAGGGGUCGCCAGCGUCGCCGCAUGAGCGGCAGGGGAAUGGCGGGAGUGGCAACAGCAGCGAGAGCGGGGAGACGUUGAGCGAGAAGCAGCAGAAGAGCUGCGAGGAGGGAAGUGCGAAGACGACGACGAGCAAGGAAGGGCGCAGCAAACGCAAAGUCAAGGUGGACUGGACUCCUCCCCUGCACCGCCGCUUCGUGCAAGCCGUCGAGGCGCUCGGCGUCGAGCGCGCCAUCCCGUCGCGCAUUCUCGAGCUCAUGGGCGACGCGACGCUCACGCGCCACAACAUCGCCAGCCACCUCCAGAAGUACCGCUCGCACCGCCGCCACCUGCUCGCAAAGGAGGCGGAAGCCGCCACCCUGCACGCGCGCGCGCCGCCCCACGCGCCCCCCCCCGAUCCCAGCUCCUGGACUCCGCUCCGCCGCGACGGCACCGCGUGGGUGCCCGCGAGCGUCGCGUCCGCUGCGCUCAGUCCGGGGAGUUCCUCCGCUUCCGCCGCAGCUUCCGCUUCCGCUGUCUCCGCCAUCGCGGAGGGAACGUCCGCCAACGGCGCGGUCAGCGCGGCGGGUUCUGCCGCGGCUGCCGCGACGUUGCCAACCACUUCGCCGACGGGGGUAGCGAUUUCCCCCGCGCAUAUGGGCGCAAUUGGCGUGGCGCACGGAGGUUUAUCGCCGAGCGCCAAUGUGGCGGUGGGGUUUCCGCCGUCGUUCCCCCAGUCCUCCGCCGCCGCGCACGCGGGAAUGCCCGCGCACCUUGCUGGCGCGGGGGCUGGCGGAGCGGCCCCCGGUUUGCUCCCCGGCGGAGGGCGCGUGGUAAUCGGGCGACCCGUCGCCGGCGCGUGCCCCCCGCGCUCCCUGUUGCGCGUGAUGCCUUCCGCCAAUGGCGCCCCUGCCGCCGCUGCCUCCGCCGCGGGACCCUGCGGGAUGAGCGGAACGAUGAUGGGCGUGCCGCUGCACCUCUGGGGGCGAUCCCCCGGAGGGGGCGGGCAAUCACACGCGAGCGCCCGCGGGUGGGGGAGCCUACAGGCGGGAGUGCCCGCGCACAGCUCAGCGGGAGGUGCAGGGGGAAGCGGAGCACUCAUGAUGGCGGGAGCGCCGUCGACUGGAGGAUGGUACGGGAAUAGCGGAAUGGGUGGCGCUUCCCCCGGAUAUCACGGGUACGUGCAUGCGCAGCAGGCGUACCAUCCAAGCAUGCAUGUGGACGCAUGGGGUCGACCCAUAGCCAGCAUGGAGCAGGGCCAGCAGCAGACCCAGCAGCAGCAGCAGCACCCAUACACGCAGUACUCGCAGCAGCAGCAGCAUCACCAUCUGCACGCGCUGCCCCUGUCUCCGUACGUCUCCUCGUCAUCAUAUGGUAUGCCGUCCGCUGGCCAUAUGAGCUACCCCAUGGCGUCAGCUACCUCUGCUGUUUUCCCCACCGCCGCCACUACUGCCGCUUCUGACGCCAGUGCUUCGGCUUUGGCUGCCGCUUCCGCAGCCGCUGCCGCUGGUGGUGGUGUGGGUGCCGGUGGGGGUCCUUACUCCAAUGCCAUGCUGACCUAUCCUGGUGCAGCAGUAGCACAUUCCCACCACCACCCGGGGCCUUUCCCCUCCUCGCCCUGCUCCUCCCUCGGCUCUCUGCCCGGGUUUCCCACUGCCAGCAGCAGCACCGCCACCACGUCCCACUCCAGCCGCGCCUGGUCCGAUGCCAGCCAUGCUGCUGCAGGGGCAUCUGCAGGGGUUGCAGCAGCAACAGCAGCAGCACGAGCAGCAGCAGCAGCGUCAGUACCUGCUGCUGCUGCUGGUGCUGGUGGUGCCGCUGAUGGGCCACUGAAGAAGCCUGGCUCUGAUGCUGCGGGUGGGGCUGGUGAGCCGACGGUGAACGGCGCCCUUCCUGAGAAGCAGGCACAGCAGGAGGAGGAGAAGAAGGCGAAGCUGGAGCAGCCAGAGCAGCAGCAGCAACAAGCAGCAGCAUCAGCAGCAGCAGCAGCAGAGGAGGAGGAGGAGGAUCCGGAGGCCUUGUUCUCGGACUCCCUAUUCCACGACCAUGACGACCUGUCCCUGCUGCUGCACCUGCCCUCCUCGCCCACUGCCGACGACCACCACCACCACAGCAGCAGCGCCGACGCCGACGCGCUCGACCUGCUCAACGACUUCCCCUCCUAUGCUGGGGCGGCUGGUGGUAUGGGCCUCGGCGGCACCGGCAUGGGCUUUGCCAUGCGCAUGGGGGGGGGGAGCAUGGGCAUGGGCGUGGGCACCGGUACGGGCAUGGGCAUGGGGAUGGGGAUGGGUGGGGCAGAGAUGGGGAUGGAGGGCGAGAGCGGCAUGGGCAUGGGUAUGAGCAUGGAUGCAGCACUGAACCAGCUCAUGUGGGGUGAUGGCGGUGGCAGUGGCUCCUCCGCCAUGGCUGGCAACGGCAUUGACAAUGAGCUUGUGGACUGCAAGCCGAUCAACCCCGUGUGCCUCAAGCCCAUCCUGCCACCGCCCACCAAGACCUACUCGUGACCUGUUACCUUCCCCUGCUGCCGCUGCCGCCGCCGCUGCUGCUGCUGCAACGGCUCCAGCCUCCCUCCUGGGCACAAUAAAGCCUCAUCUGCUUUGUUAGAUAGCGCUCCCCUCUGCCUCGUGCCUGAGGUAUAGUGAUGCUUCCUCUUCUUUCCUUUCUUUCCUUCCCAGACACAGUGUAGCUCUUUCAAUCAAUGUGAAGGCACAAG